This is a messenger RNA of Rhizoctonia solani, 1254 nucleotides long. RefSeq names its product lactonase, 7-bladed beta-propeller. Gene Ontology annotation, molecular function: 6-phosphogluconolactonase activity; protein binding. NCBI's taxonomy places the organism in Eukaryota, Fungi, Basidiomycota, Agaricomycetes, Cantharellales, Ceratobasidiaceae. The record is from RefSeq and is a predicted model, not a curated record. The transcript has 7 exons. The coding region runs from base 1 to 1254 and encodes 417 amino acids.
AUGGGGACUUCGAAUUCUUCAGUUAGAACCUCGGGAGUUUACGUCUCACAUGGAUUCCCUCUUGCCUCGGCAAAGCUUUGGUUUCAUGAUCAACACAAGUAUCCAGGCGAGUCCGGAAUAGACUUCAUUUCGGUAUAUAAGCAUUGUGGUUGGUCAACACCAGUCGCUAGAUGCCCCGCUGAAUACACCUUCGCUGCAUUCGUCUUCAUGGUCUCGUACAAGAUUCUCGUAGGUGGCUAUACGUCAGCCUUGACGACUUUGUCGUUUACGUCUGGCAACACAAACCUGCCCACUGUCUCAACCAUCUCAACUACGAAUCCAAGUUGGAUCACUGCCCAUCCGACAAACAAAAGUGUCAUUUUUGCCACUCAGGACUCGUAUUUUGGAGGAGUGCAGUCAUUUUUGGUUGGCUCGCAAGGGCAGUUGACGAAGAUCGCAUCCGUUUCCACAGGAGGAGAUAGCCCUGCUCACAUGAUUGUGUCCAAGGAUGGAAAUGAGAUUGUAGUCAUGAAUUACAACAGCGGAACCGGCCUAAACGUACCUCUCACCGGCGACAAAAGCCGCUUCGGAACUGCGUAUCCGAUUAUCAAAUUCACUGGCUCCGGUCCCAAUCCCAGUCGUCAGACCAGUUCUCACCCCCACGCGAUCAUUCAAUAUGGCAACGAGUAUCUGGUCCCAGAUCUUGGUUCAGACAAAAUAUGGAGACUGACAAAGUCCAGUUCGGGCGCCUUGCAGAAUAGCGGAUACAUCCAGCAACCUUUGGGAAGCGGGCCCCGUCACGGUGUCAUCGACGGUAAUACACUAUACACAAUCCACGAACUUUCCAAUACAGUUAUCCAACAAACUAUCCCUGCUCUUGGAUCGAAUUCCCAGGCCCCCAUUAUCGCCAAUAUCUCUAUCCUACCAACCGACUCUAACAACCCUAGCGCACAUACUGCUGCCGAACUAAUCCUCUCACCCGUCACAAGUGCUUUCCCGAAACAAUACUUGUAUGCCACCAAUCGCGGAGACUCGAGCGAUGCCAUUACUAUCAUUGACCCCGCGAACAACGGUCUUAGAAUCGUCAAGCAGUUCCGGACUGGACUUAGUAGCAUGCGCGGAGCCGCAUUGAGCCCUGAUGGUACUUAUCUGGUCACUGGCGGGCAAUACAAUGGGCUCGUGGUUGUUUACGAGCGCAUCAACGGAGGGGCAGAUUUGAAGGAGGUUGCUCGGGCAUCUGGCUUCAAUCAACCGUUUAGCUUCCUUUGGGUAUGA